Messenger RNA from Talaromyces stipitatus ATCC 10500, 1191 nucleotides. Its product is annotated as MOSC domain protein. The coding region runs from base 1 to 1191 and encodes 396 amino acids. The transcript is spliced from 3 exons. NCBI's taxonomy places the organism in Eukaryota, Fungi, Ascomycota, Eurotiomycetes, Eurotiales, Trichocomaceae. Gene Ontology annotation, molecular function: catalytic activity; molybdenum ion binding; pyridoxal phosphate binding. The record is from RefSeq and is a predicted model, not a curated record.
AUGUAUAUCAGCGAGUUAUACGUCUACCCCAUCAAAUCACUCCAACCCACCAAACUCAAAGAGGCCACCAUUACUCGUCAUGGGAUCCUCUACGACCGAUGUUUCAUGCUGUUGAAAGUCAUGAUAUCCAAUGAAAAUGACAAGAACGAUACCUGCAUCGAAACAGAGGGCAAUAAAUCCAAGCCGACAUUGAAAAAUAUGCAUGUCCCGCAUUUCCCGCAAAUGUCCUUGUUCCUAACAGAUCUCAUUCUUCCUGAUGAUAAUGACGACAAGACGCAGCAAGAAAAAAAAAUCAUUGUCACAUAUCAAGAACCACCUGUAUCUGAGAAUAAACCCCGGAAAACAUUAGAGGUACCACUGGAACCAGACGUGGAUGGAUUAGAAAAAGUCCACGUGACGAUGCACCAAAGUCCUAUGACGGGUUAUAUCAUGGACAAGAAAUACAAUGACUGGUUCAGCGAGUGUUUUGGAUAUCCCGUUGUCUUGGCCUAUACAGGUCUGAACCGGAGGAGAGUCUUGGGAUCAAUGAAUCCGAAUAUUGUUCGCCAGUCAGCUCAAGGAGGUGGUUGGCUUUCUACAUUGACAAAUUAUGUACCUCGUCUUGGAACCGGGACUACGCAGGUGAAGGAUGAGGAGAUUCUCACCUUUGCCGAUUGUGCUUCGUAUAUGGUUGUGAAUGAAGAAUCAGUCAAGGACGUCGCCAGCCGACCAGGCCAGGGAAAAGUCGAAGUUACCAGAUUUCGACCAAAUAUUGUCAUCGGUGGUGCUGAGAGUGCAUGGGAAGAGGAUUUUUGGUCAGAGUUAACUCUGGCUAGUGCUACAGAUGAAGUACAGCUUAUAUUAACAUCGAAUUGCAUUCGAUGUCGCUCGUUGGACGUCGACUUUGAGACCGGCGAUUUUCACAAGGCGGAUGACGGGAUUAUCUACAAGAAACUGAACAAGGAUAGACGCGUCGAUCAAGGUGCCAAAUACAAGCCUGUCUUUGGCCGGUAUGGGUUUUUGAGGGAAGAUGUGGUGGCCAAGGUGCGAGUUGGAGAUGCUGUGACUGUUUCGAAGAGAGCCGAUGAGCGGACUGUUUUUGGCCCGGGACAUGUCAGCAUCGCCCACUUGACAGCACUACUCGGUAAAGAGAAGGCCGUGGUUGUGAGAGCUGCAAUUGCCGAAAAGGCCGUCUCUUCAUCUUGGAUUUAG